Molecule: messenger RNA, 5114 nt
Organism: Eublepharis macularius
Lineage: Eukaryota; Metazoa; Chordata; Lepidosauria; Squamata; Eublepharidae
Gene: THRB
Product: thyroid hormone receptor beta
Exons: 12
Coding region: 559-1668 (369 amino acids)
Biological process (GO): retinoic acid receptor signaling pathway; cell differentiation; negative regulation of transcription by RNA polymerase II
Molecular function (GO): RNA polymerase II cis-regulatory region sequence-specific DNA binding; nuclear receptor activity; zinc ion binding
Source: RefSeq, a predicted model, not a curated record
ACACGGGCCGCCUCUCGCCCUCGGAAGAGCCGGAACCUCCUCAGCGCCUCUCGCUGGUCUCCUCCCGCCGCGUUUGGCAGACUAACCCAUGUGGAAUUACCAACGCAGAAAGUGCAAAUACUGCAAUGGAAUUAGUUUGUCUUAUGGAGCAUAAUAAGAUGCUAAGAACAGAAGAUCCGUGAUCCCUGUUUCUGCACUUCAAUUUGAAACAGAUAUGGUUUCUGUCAUCCCGCUGCUGAUUCUUGUCUCUAGUUUACGGGAUCGUGCUAAGCAUGCCAGAGGUGCCAUUACUUCAGCUUUCUGAUCAAAGUUUGCAGGACUCUAAGUGUGGCAGAAGACUGGCUGAUUAUGAACCCCAAAUUGGACAGAUGGGUGUGGUACCACCUGAAUGUGGUGUUCCUGAUGUCCAGCUUAGCCAACUGAUACAGAAAGCUACUGAGAAGCCCAGGAAAGUAACCGGGUCACACUACUCCUGUCUCCCAGUGAAGGUUAGGCAUCAAGGUAAUACUGGUGAAAAAGAGGAAUGAGAAUGACUACUUUUUGUUAAUUUCCAGCAGCAUGUCAGGGUACAUACCCAGUUACUUAGACAAGGACGAGCUAUGUGUUGUGUGUGGUGACAAAGCCACUGGGUAUCACUAUCGCUGUAUCACUUGUGAAGGUUGCAAGGGAUUUUUUCGAAGAACUAUUCAGAAAAAUCUUCACCCAACCUACUCCUGUAAAUAUGAAGGAAAAUGUGUGAUAGACAAAGUCACAAGAAACCAAUGCCAGGAAUGUCGCUUCAAGAAAUGCAUUUAUGUUGGCAUGGCAACAGAUUUGGUGUUGGAUGACAGCAAGCGAUUAGCAAAAAGAAAACUAAUAGAGGAAAAUCGAGAGAAGAGACGUCGGGAAGAGCUGCAGAAGACAAUUGGGAUAAAACCUGAGCCAACAGAUGAAGAGUGGGAGCUUAUCAAAAUUGUUACUGAAGCACAUGUAGCUACCAAUGCACAAGGAAGCCAUUGGAAACAAAAAAGGAAAUUUCUGCCAGAGGAUAUUGGACAAGCACCAAUAGUAAAUGCCCCAGAAGGCGGGAAAGUAGAUUUAGAAGCCUUCAGCCAGUUUACAAAAAUUAUCACACCAGCAAUCACACGAGUGGUGGAUUUUGCCAAAAAGUUGCCUAUGUUCUGUGAGCUGCCAUGUGAAGACCAGAUAAUCCUUCUGAAAGGCUGCUGCAUGGAGAUCAUGUCCCUCAGAGCAGCAGUUCGCUAUGAUCCCGAGAGCGAGACAUUAACGUUAAAUGGGGAGAUGGCAGUGACAAGGGGCCAACUGAAGAACGGGGGUCUUGGUGUAGUAUCUGAUGCCAUUUUUGACCUGGGGAUGUCACUUUCAUCAUUCAACCUCGAUGACACGGAAGUUGCUCUUCUUCAGGCUGUUCUGCUGAUGUCUUCAGAUCGCCCAGGUCUUGUCAGUGUCGAGAGGAUAGAAAAAUGUCAGGAGAGUUUCCUUCUGGCAUUCGAACACUACAUUAAUUACCGAAAGCACCACAUUGCACACUUUUGGCCAAAACUGCUGAUGAAAGUGACGGAUCUGCGAAUGAUCGGCGCCUGCCACGCUAGCCGCUUCCUGCACAUGAAGGUGGAAUGCCCAACAGAACUCUUUCCCCCUUUGUUCUUGGAAGUCUUUGAGGAUUAAAAAGGCUGGAGUGGUUCUCAGAAUUCCUAUAGCACUACUGGGUGUCAUUUCAUUCCAUUGCCUAAUUCCUUUUUUCUUUUGUCCAUUCUCAUUUUUGUUCCACCUUGUUUUUAUUUGGGGGAUUUUAUUUUUUUAAUAGGCAUGAAUGAAUAUGUCCCUUCAAUGCGGGUACUUGUGACAAUUGCAUUUAUUUUUUGUUUGUCUGUUUUUGUCCUUCAGUCCUUUGCUGUGAAUCCUUUGGAAAAGUUUGACGUUGAGAAUACAAACAAAACAGUUUCAUUCACCAGCUCUCAGGCAAAUCACAAGCUCACACUCAUCACUGUUUGGAAAGAGGAGAAAUAAGCCGUAAUAGCAGGAAAAUAAGUAGAUAAUCAGAUGGGUUCUUUAAUUUGAAAAUUCUGCCAUAUUUCAUACAGUAUUAACUCAGUUUCAAGGACACAUGACUGCUUUACUGAGAUAUCAGGCACGACCGGGCAAGCAUUGGUCAUGCCUGAGACCAACUGAAAAGAAUCAGACUUGGCUAUUUCUUACUUUCACUUCGUUGUGGUCAUUGCUUCUAAUAUUUUUGGUCACUGUUAAAAAAAACCCAUCCCCAUUGCAGCUAAAGCCUUCCAUUAAUGCCAUAACUGCACCAUUAGAUAAAUAUUUAUGAGGUACCAUCAGUCAAAAACACGGCAUAUCUUAAAAACCCUUCUGAAUGAAAAUUUUAAUAUAUUGUAACGUGGGCAAAGUCCCAUAAUCAUUUUUGUUUUUAAUUUUAUCUGGGGUUUAAAUAUUCAAGGAGGCUUCCUAAAAUAACAGCUGACAUUCUGAUUCUGCUUUGCACUAAGCUUCUACAAACCAAUUUGACUGCAUGGAGCAAAAUAAGGAAAGAUGCCACAUUUGUCAUCCUAACUUAGCCUGUUUGCUUUGCCCCGAAUUCAUUAGGCUCUUGUGGGUGCAGGAGCUCUGAUGUAUAUCCAGACCUCCUCAUUCAUUUCCAUGGGGGCAGCAGACAUACUCCCUAACACGUGAACAUCUCUCUGCAAAAGGCAGCCCAUGCAUGCAUCAGGUCUUUGAGCAUUCAGAUGGUUUCCCAAAGACUCUGGAUUGGGAUCUUUUUAAAUGAGGAGUAAUAUUUCCCCAGGAAAACUCAGAUAGAUUAAAAAGUUGUGAAGAAACACGCUACAAGAAAGGGUUGUCUUCAGUGCAGAAUUAGGAUCCAACUGGCUCUGUCCUUCAGACUGUAUAGCUUUCUCUCAACACCUCAGGGUGUAGUCCAGCAGUCACUUGGAGCUUAUUAUCCAUCAUGACUUUUUUGCCAUUAUGCAUGAACAAGUGAAAUAAAGAAAUGAUCAUAGGAGUGCUGCUCCUUGAGCUUCAGGGAUCACUUGAGGUGAACUAAAUUGAGAGUGCACAUUUAGAUUAUAAAUUUACCCUUUUAUACGUGUUGUGAUUUUUAAAAAAGAUCAAAAGGCAUUAAUGGAAAAUCAGUUUAAAUGAGUUGUGGUGAGUGGCCUCCAGAAGCACACACAGUGCUGCUUAAUCUGAUUUCCCCAUCCGGGUGAUUGUUGAUGCAUUUGGGGAGAUAGUCUUCUGUUAUAUUGAACAGGAAAAAUGGCACCAGCCUGCAGCCUGUUUUCAUAUCAAGAUUUUUAGGUGGUCUUCUGGUUCUAGCCAUUCUAGAGCUGAAACACAAAACCUGUACAGAUUUCUGCUAGUUCAGUGUGAUGCAUGAAGGGCCCUCCUUUUUCUUUUUCCUUGGAUUCAACUAACUUAUUCCCAAAGUAUGCUUUACGAAUCCUUCUACUCCAUGUCCUUUGGAUUCACAUAUCAAUAAUUAACAAAGGAAAAAGAUUAGACAUAUGCCUGUAUGUCCGUGAUCACUUUUACAGUGAUUGAAGUUCAGGGCUAAGAUCCCAAGAACUGUGGUUCUAGGAUGGGGGUGGAUGGGCGGGCUUGUGUUCCUUGAACAUCAAUGCCUACAUGACUUAGAAACUUCAGUAUAAAUGAGGUCCACAGCCUUUGCAUACAAUAACUUGGAAGUAGACUGCUCCCCCUCCUCCCCUCCAAAAUGUAUGCAAGCCCUGGAUCCGGGUCCAAUUUAGUAGCUAAAACUCCAAAUCUAGUGUCCUAUUGUCCUCAAUGGAAAUUUUUACUUAAAAUGGAAAUUUUUACUCAGGUAUACUUUAAUGGACAAAAAAUUAGAACAGUAAUAUUCUGUUUACCCAUGCUUCAUUCUCUUAGCAAAGAAAGUAUUAUGAAUGCUAAUGUCCCAAAUUGUCAUGCAGCCUACUACCUAGAUACUACUAAUUGUAAGUAUAAUUUGCUCCUACAGUGUGGACAUUUGGUUAAAUUAAUGGCCAUCAUCCAAGACUGAGUUGGGUGCUCCGUGAAACAUUCUGCUUUGAAUUGGCAGCCAUGUCAGCAAAAGCCAGAAGCGGAUAAUGCAUUUCUUUUCUGCAGUAUAGAUAAAUGGGGGAAAUAGUUCUAAAAUCUAUCAAAGAAACUGACGUGGCAACUGGCAAGUUGACUUUCAACUCUUGAUUUUUUAUAUAUAUAUAAUAAAUUUAUUCCACAUUAACUUAAAACAUAACCAUACAAAACCCAAAAUAUAACAAUUCCUAAGGAGUUCCAUACAACUCUUGAUUUUUAAUACUCAUUUGAAUACAAGGUGUCCAAGGACAUAACUCGGUAUAUGAGAUAAGCCUCCCCCAUAGUUGUCUAGAAAAACAUGCAAAUUUUUUCUCACAUGAGUUUGCUCAAUAAUGUAAAUGAGGUUAGCUCGUACAAGAAAAAGUUACUACUACGAGCACUUAUUUGGUAGAUUGGUCCAGAGAAGAGGAAAGGUGGUGUAAUGCUUGUAAGUCAGAUUUGACCUACCAUGGUUUUGCUCAAGUGAACCCCAGCACAUGAAUACAGUACCAUGAGGGGUUAGACAAGCUGAAUGCAGAGGAGAGGCGGGUUCCAUGGUGAUCUUUAUGCAAUGACAGGACUUCAUGCUGCCUUGCCCCCACAGAGAGAAUUUUUGCUGUGAGAGUGCAAAAUAAUACUUUUGUGACACGUUUUGUUUCUCUGUCUUCUGAUGACAGAGGCGUAUGCAAAGUUGAUUCUGAAUAAUCAUAUAUUCGUGCACCAAUUUAUAAGCCAUUUAAAAUUGGUCACCCACAAAUACUUAUCAGAUUAACUCAGGGAACCUUUUAAAAAAAUGAACAAAUUUAAAAUCAACCAACGGUCUGCCUAAACAAACACACCUAUCAAACAUCUGCAGCUGUUAAUAUCAUUGACAAGGAGCUGGCCCUUGACUGGAGUUUGAAAAGGCUGAAGUGCUCUCAAACACUCCUUUGCAUGCCCUAUUGAAAUGAACGUGGUUUACAAGACAGCCUAAUUCAAGAUGCAUCCAGAUUACUUGCUAAUACCCAGGGCUUUUUUUCUGGGAAAGGAGGUAGUGGAACUCAGUGGGUUGC